UCUUCCAAUGAUUCUUCUACAAUGGUCAUAAGCCGUCGAAAGAGAAAGCUAAUACUAGUCUCAAUACUCGCACCAUUCAGAAAAAAAAGUUUUAAGGCAUGUCAAAAGAGCAACCUUUUAAUAAUGAUUGUUUGCUUUGGGUGCGUCAUGAACUGAUAAACCGACAAAGCAAGAAACAGUGCAAGUGGGAGUUCUGUAAUAGAAGUGGGCGGACUUAGUUAUUUGUUAUAUCGUUGAGAGAGAAAGAAAGCUCUGAAAGUUUCCAUUUUUAUCUGGUAAAUUUCGGAAAGUUUCCAUUUUUAUGUUUUGGUCUAAUCUCUUCAUAUCUUCUUUGUUGCUGUGUGAAUUGAUGAGAGGGUUUCUGGAUUACUUUCUUUUAAUUGAUUUUAGCUUGUAGAAACGAAGAAGAAGCCCUAGCAAAAAAAAAAAAAAAUGAGUCACAACAUGACGGCGGUUGAUGAUGAUCCUGGGCAGAUUAAACGUGCCCUUAUUGAUGCUUCCGCCGGAGCUAUCUCCGGUGCUGUCUCUCGCAUCGUUACUUCUCCCCUUGACGUCAUUAAGAUUAGGUUUCAGGUUCAACUAGAACCAACAACUUCAUGGUCUGUGGUCCGGGGCAACUUGUCUGGAGCAUCCAAGUAUACUGGAAUGUUUCAGGCAACUAAAGACAUUUUUAGAGAAGAAGGUUUCCGGGGUUUUUGGCGUGGGAAUGUGCCAGCUUUGCUUAUGGUCAUGCCUUAUACUUCAAUUCAGUUCACAGUACUACAUAAGUUGAAAUCUUUUGCAUCUGGUUCUACUAAAACAGAGGAUCAUAUACAUUUGAGCCCUUAUCUAUCCUUCAUCAGUGGAGCUUUAGCAGGAUGUGCUGCUACACUAGGAUCUUAUCCUUUUGAUCUUCUUAGGACAAUACUAGCCUCACAAGGGGAGCCUAAGGUGUAUCCAACGAUGAGGUCUGCAUUUGUCGAUAUUAUCAAAUCUCGAGGUGUAAGAGGAUUGUAUAAUGGACUAACACCAACACUUGUUGAGAUUGUGCCUUACGCUGGCUUGCAGUUUGGCACUUAUGACAUGUUUAAACGGUGGAUGAUGGACUGGAACAGAUACAUGUUAUCCUCCAAAAACCAAAUAAACGCGGACACAAACCUUUCCAGCUUCCAGCUUUUUGUUUGUGGCCUUGGGGCUGGCACUAGCGCCAAACUCGUCUGCCAUCCUCUUGAUGUGGUUAAAAAGCGUUUUCAGAUUGAAGGUUUACAGAGACAUCCGAGAUAUGGAGCUCGACUGGAGCAACGUGCAUACAGAAACAUGUUAGACGGUCUUAAACAGAUUCUGAUGUCUGAAGGGUGGCAUGGUCUGUACAAAGGCAUUGUGCCAUCAACUGUGAAAGCUGCUCCUGCCGGUGCUGUUACCUUUGUGGCCUAUGAGUUUACCUCUGACUGGUUGGAAUCAGUUUCUUGGUAGAGAUUUUACACUCUUUUUCACAUUUUUAUAUCUUUUUGUCUCUAGCGUUUCUUAUAGUCUCUGCCCUAUUCAUGGGUGUGUUAUCAUAUGAUCAUUGGUUAUUGUGGGAGUUAUACGAGUAAACAUCAAGUGUUGUCGGCAGUUUUGAAAGUUUCUAACAAGUUUAGCCGAUUUUGUAGAGUGAGAUUGUUAAACUGUGUAGUGAAUCCAAGUUAUCA
Brassica oleracea var. oleracea is the source of this 1670-nucleotide messenger RNA. Its product is annotated as mitochondrial thiamine pyrophosphate carrier-like. Gene Ontology annotation, molecular function: thiamine transmembrane transporter activity. Bases 433 to 1452 code for a protein of 339 amino acids. The record is from RefSeq and is a predicted model, not a curated record. Gene Ontology annotation, biological process: thiamine pyrophosphate transmembrane transport. Gene Ontology annotation, cellular component: mitochondrial inner membrane. The transcript is spliced from 6 exons. Lineage: Eukaryota; Viridiplantae; Streptophyta; Magnoliopsida; Brassicales; Brassicaceae.